Messenger RNA from Monodelphis domestica (gray short-tailed opossum), 4655 nucleotides. RefSeq names its product tetraspanin-7-like. Lineage: Eukaryota; Metazoa; Chordata; Mammalia; Didelphimorphia; Didelphidae. Gene Ontology annotation, cellular component: plasma membrane. The record is from RefSeq and is a predicted model, not a curated record.
UGCCCCCAAUUGCCCUCCAUUCUUUGCUCGGGGACUAGCAGAACCAGUUGAAGCUGUUCCUUUGCCUUAGGAGGCAAGAGCACCUUAUCUCGACGAGGGAGGCGGGAGAGGGAGAGAGGGGAAGGUGGGAGCAGGAGGCGAGGAAGCAAGAACAAGGCACAAGACUGGUCGUUGCUCUCCCCUGCGCCCCACCUCCUGCCAGCUCCCAGCCUGGCCCUAACACUAGCCCCACCCCAGUCGCCUACAUGUAUCUGCUGCUGCCCCUGUGAUUCCUGUCCUGAGAGCGACUCGAAGGAGAAGACAGGGCUGGGGCUCUGGGGAGCCCGAGGGGCCCUGGGAGUGAGCUUGUCGGCCGGGGCCAUGGCCCUCUUGAAGCUCUCCGUGCUGGCCUUCAGCUUCGUCUUUGGGGCAGCUGGCCUAACGAUGCUGACCCUCGGGCUGUGGGCUGAGAUGGCGCUGGGCAGGUACCUGGCCCUGUCUGCCCAAGGGGCUCCCAGCGCACCUUCCCUCCUGCUUGCUGCCGGGGCUGCAGGGCUGCUCUGGGGAGGGCUGGCCGGAGGUGGGGCGGCCAGUGAGCACCGGGGCCUGCUCCGGGCAUCUGCGGCCAUCCAGCUGACCGCCCUGGGAGCUGGCCUCGCCGCUGGCCUGUCAGGACUGUGCUAUCAGAACGAGCUAGCCCAAGGCUUCCGGGCAGGGCUGUGGCAGGCCCUGUGGGGUUAUGGGGCUGGAGGGAGGGAAGAUGCCAGUCUGGAUGCCCUGCAGAGGGGACUCGGGUGCUGUGGGGUGGACACUUACCGUGACUGGCUGGACACCCCCUGGGCCCGGAGUCCCCGGGCCCAGGGGAAUGGUUCUCUGCCCCCCAGCUGCUGCCAAGGCCAGCCGGACUGCCAGGAAGGGGCCAGGCUUGUGGCUUCCGAUGGCUGCUUCUCCAAGGCCAGCGACUUCGUGGCAGACAACAUGGCCUUCAUUGUAGUGGCUGCUCUGGGCCUGGGGGCCCUGCAGGUAGUAGGGGUGGUGCUGGCCUGCCUUCUGGCUGCCCGAAUGGCCCCUGGGCUCCAGACCUCUGCCGAGGCUCCACCGCGCUGUUCCCUGGAGAACGGAAUCCCCGACGUCCCUGCGGUCCCCCCGGGGCCCUGAGGCCCCCCUGCCACCCCCUUCCUCCCCGGGGCCCGUCUCCUUUUCAGGAUCCCCUCCCCCAGGAAAGGCCCCCAUUCACGGCAGCUCCCAAGACCCCCUCCUGUGGCCCAGCCCUGCCCACCCCCGAGGGACCCCCAGGCACCGCCCGGCUCUGUUUCUCGGUGAGUGGCUGUGGGUCUAAGGAAGACGGGGGGCAGAGAGAGAGCUAGAACCCGGGGAUGGCCGACAAGGGCACACUCGUGGCACGGGGGACACCCAGGGCCCAGCAGGCGAAAGCCUCUGUGGGAAGAAGCUCGGCUUUCCCCUCUCCUCCUGCCUCCCGGCCGGCCGGGACUCCCCUUGCCAGGGCUUGGGAGAGGAGCCCUGAGCUAGCUGCAAACCUCCCAGACCCGACAGGGGAGGAGCCGCUCCGUCCAGGGGCACAUCCAGACCCGGUCCUCUGGCUGCCGGGCCGGCGGGGGCCUCUCCCUGAGUCCCUUCCUUGCUGGCCCGGAGGCUCCUGCCAGAUGCCAGCCGGUCAGGGCCUCCGAAGGCACCGUUGGGGUGGGGGGAGAUAGAAAGGGGGGCUCCCUGGGAGGCUUUUGUCCCGUUUCCUUGUGCUCCUCCUGAUCAGAUCCAAUCAUGGGCCGGAGAGAUUUUGGCGUGUCUCCUCCACAGAUGGGGACCAGGGCUCCAAGGGGCAGGGAACUUGCCUAAGGUCACAAGUGACUUUAGCAGUUCAGUCAGAAUUUGAACCCAGGUCCUCUGAUUCCAAUUUCCUUGCUCCUUCAAUAAGCCAGGUGGCUUCUGCCCUUUGCUGGCUUGGGAUGCCUGGAUGCUCUCCCCCCUUCUCCUCACCCCCCAGACUUCCUUCUUUAUUUACCUAGUCUGAGCUGGAAGUGACCCCAACUUCCCCAAAGACCUGGCCAUCCAUGUGCUCAAGUACUCAGCCAGUGGGUUCAAGCACCUCCUGAAACUGAUCUCAACCAUCCUUUCUUUUUAUCAAUACUAUGUAUGUUUUCAGGACAGGGCUUGGCAAUGGGGGUUAAGUGCCUUGCCCAGGGACACACGGCCAGGAAUGCUGGGUCUGGCUCUCAAUACACUGAGCCACCUAACAGCCCUCCCCCCAUCCUUUUUGCAGGGUCUCCCCAAAGUGCAUCCUCCUCCUCUACCCAUCUCCAUCCUCUGACUUCAUUUGGGCUAAUACUCUCAGCCUCAGUUUCCUCAUCUAUAAAAUGGGGAUAAAAAGAGCAGCUACUUUGGGAAAGACCAAGAACAAGCCUAGCCUUACUAUCUCAUUGAGCAGAUGGGAAUACAGACAGUCAAAGAAGUUCAGUGACUUUCUCAGGGUCACAAAGUCAACUGCGGCAAGGAUAAAGUCAUAGCUCACCGUGGGCGACUCAUAUUUAGGAGGUACGCAGGCCUGGAGACCAAGCACGGCCACACACCCUUCUAUGGACGAGAGCAGCAAGGUGGGGAGAGGGGAAGUAACUCGGGCCUGGGGCAGGACUGGAUCUGGAACUCACACUCCGGUCUGAACUCCAAGGCUCCCCCCAAUCUGGUUUCUUAUCUGGAUGUCCGAUCCAUGUCUCCAGUGAUGGGUGCUGUGGAGGGACUGGAACCCGGACCACAGAACCCUAACAUUCAGCCUCGUGAGGAAGGGGGUCCUGACUUCUUCCAUUGCUCCUGGCUCUGGAUUCCCAGAACCAAGCAGAAUGAGACUGAUCCUCCUCCCAGGGGACAGCCCCUUCCAUCAGUCUCAGGUCUUGGAUUCAAGUCCUACCCAUGACCCUGGGUAAAUCCAUUUUCUCAUCUGUAAAACGGGGAUAAUACACUUGCUGCAGUCCAUCCUUCCCAGGUUCAUUGGAAGUGUUUUGUGUUCCUUCGAGUGCAUGAGAAAGUGAAGGUCCUCAUCCUAAGUGGGUGUCCUUCAAGGAUGUGAGUCCGACCUACGAAUGUAGCCAAAAGGAUCCUUGGCUUCCUCUGGUGCCUGUGAUUCUGUCGGGACUCGGCACCACCUCUCCCUACAGGGUGGUUGGCAGGCUCAAAGGAGGUGAUGCUAAGGAUGUGCUUUGGCAACCUUCAAGCCCACAAUGUCAGCUACAUGAUGACUGUUGCCUCUGCCUCUGCCCUCAGGGAGCACCACGCUUCAGCCGGACCUCUGGCUGCUGGUCCCACUCAUAUUGUGACAGAUCAGAAAAUGAGCGCCCCAGAGCUGCGAGGGCCCUCUGGCCAUCCCCUCCAGCCUCGUGGUCCACGCCAGAUGGAAGCUCUCCAGGAAAGAGGACGACCCGGCACUAGGCUGGGUUCAAGACCAGAUCCUGCCUCACUGACGUCGCUUCUCUUUCUGCUCGCACUAAGAGCCUGGUGUGCUGUAGACACAGGAUACUUCGUUUCACCACAGCAGAGAGGGUCCUGCACAUGGUAGGGCCCCAAUACAUACGGACACAUAUGAGGUCUGUGAGAAAUACUUGUUGGAUUCUUUGACAUCGUCGUGGAGAGAGAGGAGCCAAAGAGGUGUUCUGGAAACUGGCUGAAUGACACCCCCAAAUAUUAGUCAUUCAGAGUUCCAGGCUAUUUCCUCCAAGCCCUUCCAACAGAGACCUGGGUGGGUUGGAAGGGGUGUCUUUGGAGACCCCAGAGACAGCCAGAAAAGGAGGAGAGGGGAGAGGUAUUAAUAAUCCCUUAAUGGGGAGUAGCUAGGUAGCUCAGUAGAUUGAGAGCCAGCCCUAGAGACAGGAGGUCCUGGAAUCAAAUCUGACCUUAGAUCCUUCUCAGCUGUGUGACCCUGGGCUAAUCACUUAACUCCCAUCACUGAGCCCUUACCAUUCAUUCUUUUGCCUUGGAACCAAUGGCUAAUAUUGAUUCUAAUAGUCCACUAACUAUGCCCAAAGGGCAAUAAAAGACUGUCUGCCCUUUGAUCCAGCCAUAGCACUGCUGGGUUUGUACCCCAAAGAGAUAAUAAGGAAAAAGACUUGUACAAGAAUAUUCAUAGCUGCGCUCUUUGUGGUGGCCAAAAAUUGGAAAAUGAGGGGAUGCCCUUCAAUCGGGGAAUGUCUGAACAAAUUGUGGUAUAUGUUGGUGAUGGAAUACUAUAGUGCUCAAAGCAAUAAUGAACUGGAGGGAUUCCAUGUGAACUGGAACAACCUCCAGGAAUGGAUGCAGAAUGAAGAGGAGCAAAACCAGGAGAACAUUGUACACAGAGACUAAUACAUUGUAGCACAAUCGAAUGUAACUGACUUCUCUACUAGCAGCAAUGCUAUGAUCCAGGACAAUCUGAGGGACUGAUAAGAAAGAAUGUAUCCACAUCCAGAGGAAGAACUGUGGGAGCAGAAACACAGAAGAAAAAUAACUGCUGGAUCACAUGGAUCGAUGGGGAUAGGAUUGGGGAUGGAGACUCUAAAUGAUAGCCCUGGUGCAAAUCUCAAUAAUAUGGAAAUAGGUCUUGAUCAAUGACACAUAUAAAACCCAGUGGGAUUGCUAGUUGGCUAUGGGAGGGGGGGUGUGAGGAGGGGAAGAAAACAUGAAUCAUGUAACCA